GUCGCCGAAACACCAACCGUCCUGCUUUGUUGCAACAGCAUUCCAGUAUAAAUCGUCCAUACUAUACUUCUUCGAUUCAUUCUCAUCAAUUUCCCUAGACAUAUUGUUCAUUAUAUCGAGUUCUUCUAGCCUACCAGUCCAUCUUAUCCUUGAUCAACCUAGUAUCUAGAGGUACCUCCCUGCCAACACCCGACCGUUUAACUCGUCCGUUGUCGUUAUCGCAGGAGCGUCCAAGCUUCACGGCAAUCUACCAUUGCUCGUCUGCCUGCGAUCAUUCAUCCACUCAUUGCCCAUUUCAGUCUUUACACUUCAUUCAUGAGGGCUUGAGAACCGAAUCCAGCACAAUCAUUUCGACAUGUCGUCUUCCGACUUCGAAACCGAGCGGUCCCCUCUGCUCGCGGCGUCGACAAGCAGUAGGGAUACCAAAACACUGGCCGAUUUAACCGAUGGAGCACUCGAAUCUACGCCUCUGCUUUCGACGUCCAACACAACACCACGCCAUGACGGACGCGAUGAUCCAGACAGAGCUUCUUUGGUCUCGGCUGGGGCUUCUCAUUCUGGAGAUGGAGUAGCACCAGCGCGGUCGACCACGAAGUCGACGCGAUGGCCCUCCAUUAUCGCCGCGCUAUUGUUGAUGGGGCUCGCAGCCUCCAUCGCUAUUGGCGCUUUUUUUGUUCCAGCUGCGGUUGAGAAAUAUGCCAAGGAGGCCAUCGUCAUCGAGCCGACAAACUUGGCGCUCGAGUCUAUCACUACCGAUGGCGUCCGUGCGCGAAUCCAAGCAAACUUCCGUCUUGAUGCUCAGCGUGUCAAGAAUGUCCAUAUUAGACGAGUCGGCCAGUUCACCACGUGGCUGGCUAAAGAGCUGGCAACAGAGGAGACGAGGGUCAAGGUUUACUGGAUUGAUCACGAUAACAUGUUGCUCGGAACUGCUGGCCUCCCUCCCUUGACGAUUGCCAUCGCGAAUGGCCACAAUACUGAGCUUGAUAUCGUUGCCGAUUUGGCUCCUGGUGAUGCCGAUACCAUUCGGACCAUUGCGAAUCAGUUCUUGGGCGGGAAAAUGGAUACAGUUCGUGUACGGGGAAUAACGGAGAUCACGGUCAAGACAAGAUUCAACAUUCCCUUGGGAACGCACGCUGUUUCGGAAACAAUGGAGUUUGAAGGCAAGGAAUUGCCCCCGCUCCCCUCCUACAACAUUACCGGUCUUAAUUUUGAAGAGAGGCCCUUACCCGGCGAUGAUAGGCAGGGAAUGGCAGCCGACGUUACCGUCACCACCUUCAACCCUUAUCCAGUUGCUUUUGACGUACCCGCGCUCAAGUUCGAGGUCUCGGUUCCGGGAUGCAAGAAGCAUGGCCCGGCCAUUUCUGUCGCCACCGCCCUAACCGAUGUCAUUGCUCUUAGGCCGGAAGCCGAUGUCAAAGUCACUGCCCAUUCCAUCGUCGAAGAAUUGCCAGAGCCUCUUACCCGUCCCUGCCCUGGUGGAACCUUGUCGCCGUUGGACAAGCUCUUUGAAGCCUACGUUGCAGGUGAGCCUGUAUCGGUUCUCGUACGAGGUCAGAAAGAUCAAGGUGGAGAGGUCCCUGGUUGGAUCGGGGAUAUCAUCUCCAGUGUUACGGUCCCUGUACCUCUUCCGCAACAAUCCUUUGACGACUUGAUUCGUAACUUCUCUUUGACGGACGUAUCAUUCUCCCUGCCAGACCCGUUGGCAGAUCCCGACGACCCCAAUUCGAACCCCAAAGUGUCGGGCACUAUCGUCGCUUUGGCAGCCCUCCCAUCGGAACUGAAUAUUGGAUUGAACGUCUCCAGUGUCAAAGCCAAAGCGGAUGUGUUUUAUGACUCCAGGAAGCUAGGCGAACUGGAAAUUGACGAGAAGGCCAGCUCCAUUCAAAUCGACGGCGGUCCCGGUGAAGAAAACUUGAUUGAGAUCACAUCACACGUUCACGAUACACCGCUCAAGGUUACCGACGAUGACGUGUUGACCGAUGUUAUUCAGGCCCUCCUUUUUGGUGACACCGAUGUCAUUCUCGACAUCAGCGCUCUUGUCGACGUUGGCGUACAUACAAUUCUUGGACAAUUUGUGGUGAAGGGUGUCCCCGCGGAGGGCAGAAUUCCGCUCAAACGUCCGUCUCUUCUCCAAUGAUACUUUGUCAGUCACCUUGCUACUGUUGGCGAUUAUGCAUCUCUUGUCGAUGCUAUCCAUCAGUCGCUCACGCAUACCUCAUGGACAUCUCAGAAAACUGACAUCUCGCUCCUUCACUAGCCCUUGGAAACGAUCUUCUCGGCUCUAUGCAGCCUCAAGUGGGAGAACUGGAAGUUGUUGACACUAGCCCAGUCUCAAUAUCUCUACAGGCGUCAGUUAACGUAACCAACCCUACUCCAUACGCGGCCUACAUUCCUUGGAUUAGCAUCAACAUUUUGAAAAAUGGAACUGUUCUCGGCGAGGCGCGUGCAAAGAGACUAACAAUCAAGCGUGGAAACAAUACAAACCUGAAAGUGACGGCACUAUGGAGGCCUUCUUUGGCCGGAGAAGAUGGCGUGCAAAUCGGCCGGGAUUUGAUUUCGCAGUACAUAUCCGGUUAUAACACAACCGUGACGCUUAGAACACAUCUGGGUACUAUUCCAUCAAAGCCAGAGCUGGGCAAAGCGCUGUCAAAAUUCAACUUUACGCUCCCAAUGCCUAGACUUAGCGUGCCUGGCGACGAUGAAGGUGGACGACACGAUGGGGACGGUAGCACCAAUGAUACGGCUCCUCACUUUAUUCGAGGCGCGACCUUUCACAUAUUCUCUUCUCAAGCCACAUUUACGUUAGCCUCGCCCUUCUCACGAAACACGAUUUAUAUCGAGCACAUCAAUGCUACAGCCCUGUACAAUCACACGGAGGAAAUCGGACGAAUCAAGUAUGAUUCACCGUUUGGUUGCCCUCCGGGGGUGUCCACCACGCCUAGGUUGCCGGUGGACUGGUCUCUGGACUCGGUUGGACGUGAUAAGGUGAAGGAAGCAUUAGGUGGUAGGCUGAAGCUUGAUGCGAAGGCUACUGUCAGUGUCAGGAUUGGAUCCUGGACAGAGACGCUGUGGUAUGUUGGAAGGGGAAUAGGAGCGAGCGUCCGCCUCUGAGAAAGACAUACGAGAGAUUUGCUUAUGGGUUGGAUUCAGGACGGUUUGCUUGCUUGAAUUUCUUGAAGUGUUAGGUUGGAAUAUUGCUGGAGUGCUCUUUGUUGGGACCUCUUCUCCAUUCCUUGUUUUUCAUCGAAUACCUGAUUUUGUCUUCUGGGUUAUGUGAAGGAGUUACUGGCGUUGUUGGGGGUUGAAUAAUUUGCAGGCACGAUUGGCAAGGGAGCAACAAGAGCACAUAGAGCGACGGGCUGCUAGUUGAUACUGUAGAUUUUACACUGUAUUUUCUCAUGAUUACAUGAUCAAGAGAAAGGGCGUACUGGAUCAGACAAUACCUUCUUUUCUGUCUUUCUGGAAAGGCUGGUUGCCGAGGCAACUGGAUCUGAAGCUGGGAAAGGGGCUGGAUCUUGGGGUGGUUUGUUGGAGAACGACAUAAUCCGCCAAAGGCCCAAGAAGCUUGGUCCUUGAAUCAUUACUACACCAUUUCGGCAUGUACAGAAACAAUCAGGAAGAAGGUAACAAUAAACGAACGGAAAUUAUU
Molecule: messenger RNA, 3649 nt
Organism: Neurospora crassa OR74A
Lineage: Eukaryota; Fungi; Ascomycota; Sordariomycetes; Sordariales; Sordariaceae
Exons: 2
Coding region: 356-2137 (593 amino acids)
Cellular component (GO): fungal-type vacuole membrane
Source: RefSeq, a predicted model, not a curated record